GGCGGGACCUUUGGUUUAUCAACUUAUUAUGGUCCUCGAGGGAAAAGGGAAAUCCUCCCUUGCGUAAUCCUUCCAGAAAAAGACAUCUAGCAAGGAUAAAUUUGGGCUAGAACUAACAAAUCUUACUGGAUUCUAAUUGACAUGCUUUUUAUGGCUUUGGGAAUACGCAAGUACUAGCUAGGGACACCAGCAAGUCACUCACUGUACACGAGAAAGAUUGACCUCCUUUAUUCGCAUUUACACUUAUUGCACUACACGUACCUCUCGCUCCUCCCAUCUCUCCUUCUCCCAUCCUUCUUCAAACUUCUUCUACACUGUGUGUGUACUAUAUCACACCAUUUCUAUCAUUCGUUCCUUUUCUUCUUCUUCUCCUCCUUCUUCUCCAUCUUCUUUUUCUUUGGGGUUCAAUUAUAUCUUCGUAUCAUUGAAGGUGCAAUUAAAGAAAGAGAACGACCGUUUGCUUUCACCACGUUCAAUUCGUUUGCGGCCAAACGGAGUCUGCAAUUGCUGAAGAUUCCAUUCGUGUCCAAUUGGUUAGUGAGAUAGCGGUUGGAUUUAUGAAAGCCGCAUCAACAAGAGUUUCGAAAAUUUCGACAUAAUAAACUUAUUUCAUCAUGGCUACUGGAACAGCCAGAUAUUUGAGAUAUAUUCUCUUUGCGUUCUUUGGUCUCGCCAUCGUCUACUUUAUAUCAUCUUCAUCAGACCAAAGAUUACAAACUGCGCAGCAAGUCUUCACAGAUAAAACGGGCAUUCCUACCAAGGCAGGCACUUCACCCGGGCACUCUGCUGAAGAUUCGACGACAUCCGAUGCUAAGACUUCUCCAAACACUCAUGACCUUCCACCUGCCACCAUCCCAGGAGAGCGUAUGAAUGCGACAUUCGUCACUCUGGCACGGAACUCGGAUAUUUGGGAAAUUGCACGAUCCAUUCGUCAAGUCGAGGAUAGAUUCAACAAGAAAUUCCAUUACGACUGGGUUUUCUUGAACGACAAGCCAUUUGAUGCCACAUUCAAGAAGGUUACCGCAUCCCUUGUUUCCGGAAAGACUCAUUAUGGAGAGAUCCCAGAGAAACAUUGGUCAUUCCCUGACCAUAUCGAUACCGACAGGGCUCGCAAGGUCCGUGAAGAUAUGGCACAAAGAAAAAUCAUCUACGGAGAUUCUGUUAGUUAUCGCCAUAUGUGUCGCUUUGAAUCUGGCUUCUUCUUCCAACAAGAAUUGAUGUUGAACUACGAAUGGUACUGGAGAGUCGAGCCAUCCAUUGAACUUUUCUGCGAUAUUGAUUACGAUGCAUUCAAAUUCAUGGCCGACAACAAGAAGAAGUACAGUUUCGUUUUGAGUCUUUACGAAUAUGUUGAGACUAUUCCAACUUUGUGGGACAGUGUCAAGAAGUUCAUCAAGGCCCAUCCAGAACACAUUGCCGAAGGCAACUCAAUGGGUUUUCUCAGUGAUGAUGGUGGUGAAACCUACAACCACUGCCACAUGUGGUCUAACUUCGAAAUUGGUAACCUCAACUGGCUUCGAUCAAAGGCUUACACGGAUUACUUCGAGCAACUCGACCAAGAUGGAGGAUUUUUCUAUGAACGUUGGGGUGAUGCACCAGUCCACUCCAUCGCUGCAGGUCUUCUCUUGAAGAAAGAAGAAAUUCACUUCUUCAACGAUAUUGCUUAUUACCAUGUUCCUUUCACCCAUUGCCCAACAGGAGAGCAAACAAGACUCGAUUUGAAGUGUCAUUGCAAUCCAAAGGACAACUUUGACUGGAAAGGAUACUCAUGUACAUCACGAUUCUUUGAUAUCAAUAAGAUGGAGAAGCCAGAAGGAUAUGAAAACCAACAAGACUAAAUUUAUAGUCUAAAUUCGCUAUAGUAUUCGUGUUCGAAUGCAUUUUCUAGGGAGUAGCAUUGGCGGUUUGGGGAUCGAUGAUAUAUCUACUAGGUACUAUUUGGCAUGAUAGGAAAGGGGGUACGGGCGUUUGCAUGGGGUAAAAAUCCAGUUGAAACGCUGUAUAUGUUAAGAUGGCCUGGGAUAGGAUCUGGCUUGGGAAGUAACGCCUCUUGGUUUCUCAUCGGGUGGUAGACAAAUUUUGAGAUAGAUUUUUACAACAAAGCAAAGUCUGCAUAGUGAGAGAAGCUAUAUACUCUUUUUGUUUAAUACUGAAGUCUAUAAUUGUACAAGCACCA
Molecule: messenger RNA, 2176 nt
Organism: Botrytis cinerea B05.10
Lineage: Eukaryota; Fungi; Ascomycota; Leotiomycetes; Helotiales; Sclerotiniaceae
Exons: 4
Coding region: 615-1838 (407 amino acids)
Biological process (GO): protein N-linked glycosylation; cell wall mannoprotein biosynthetic process; protein O-linked glycosylation
Cellular component (GO): membrane; Golgi apparatus
Molecular function (GO): alpha-1,2-mannosyltransferase activity
Source: RefSeq, a predicted model, not a curated record